AUGGUCGUUUGUCCAAAGAAGAAUGGCAAGCCGCGACGCACUGUUGACUUUCAGGCACUCAAUGCCCAUGCCAUUAGAGAGACACAUCACACACAAUCCCCCUUCCACCAAGCCAGAUCAGUGCCACAGAAUAAGAAGAAAUCUGUCUUCGAUGCAUGGAAUGGCUACCACAGUGUCCCCAUUCGAGAUGAGGACAAACACCGUACCACAUUUAUCACCCCAUGGGGCCGAUAUAGAUAUCGCACUGCUCCACAAGGAUAUAUCGCCUCCGGAGAUGGAUACACAAGACGCUUUGACGAGAUUGUGUCUGAUGUGCCAAACAAAACCAAGUGUGUGGAUGACGCACUCCUAUGCAGUGAAGAGCCUGACUACAGUGUAGAGGAUGCCACUCUCCAGUCUGCUGCAUCUGCAAUCAGCUCCUUGGAACCCAUCACGUGGAACAAGGUGAAAAUUGCCACCACUAGCGAUGUAUCCAUGGCCAAACUCGUUGAUCUUAUUGAAACUGGGAUGCCAGAAUCCCGCCUUGAACUUCCUACCGCACUACGUGAAUUUCAUCAGUUCAGAGAGCAUCUCCACACGGUAGACGGAGUUGUGCUAUACAAGGACCGGAUUGUGAUCCCACCAGCACUACGUGAAGAUGCCCUUACUGCCCUCCAUUCUGCACACCAAGGCAUCUCAUCAAUGAUGUCCAGAGCUGAAGCAUCUAUCUUCUGGCCCGGACUCACAUUGGCCGUUACAACCCUCCGAACCAACUGUGCUCACUGCAAUCAGAUGGCUCCAUCACAACCAUCAGCCCCACCAACACCACUAGUAUACCCAUCUUACCCCUUCCAAUGUCUAUGCGCUGACUUCUUUCAUUACAAGGGUGUCAACUAUCUGGUGCUGGUCGACAGAUACUCCAACUGGCCAAUAGUGGAGAGAACUGCUGGAGGUGCACCUGGACUCAUCAACUGCUUACGACGCACAUUUGUCACAUUUGGCAUACCUGAUGAACUUUCCUCUGAUGGGGGACCCGAAUUCACAGCCUCUGCAACCAGAGAGUUCCUUCACACAUGGUCAGUACAUCAUCGACUAUCUUCUGUCGCCUUCCCCCACAGCAACUGCAGGGCAGAAAUUGGCGUGAAGACAGUCAAACGCAUGAUCACUGACAACACUGGACCCCAGGGUGAACUUGACACGGAUGCUUUCCAAGGGGCAAUGCUUCAGUACAGUGGUGGUGGUCCGAUUAAUUGA
Haliotis rubra (blacklip abalone) is the source of this 1233-nucleotide messenger RNA. RefSeq lists its product as uncharacterized. The record is from RefSeq and is a predicted model, not a curated record. The coding region runs from base 1 to 1233 and encodes 410 amino acids. NCBI's taxonomy places the organism in Eukaryota, Metazoa, Mollusca, Gastropoda, Lepetellida, Haliotidae. Gene Ontology annotation, molecular function: nucleic acid binding. The transcript has 2 exons. Gene Ontology annotation, biological process: DNA integration.